UAGAUGUGUGUACUACAGAGACGGAACAACCCGCAGUGCCUUCACUGAUCUCCGGACCCCAGACCAUCACUACUGAUUACAAUCUGAGAGGAUACUGCAGGAUAUAAAUAUCUUAGCCACGAUGCGCGGACUGCUUCUUAUUCAUUUGUUUUUUCCUCUCAUCAGUAGCUCACCUUUUCAGUAUAGCAUGUUUCAGGGAAACUCAUAUCCUGGCGGCGAAACGAGACAAAGAAACAAAAACUGGUGCGCCUUCGUUGUGCACAAGAACGUGAGCUGCGCUGUGGUGGGAGGCACGGAGAGUUUCGUGCAACCAGAGGUUUUACCGUGUCCACCGGAGCUGCCAAACUGUGCGCAACAAGUGAUAUAUCAAACACACUUUAGGCCUAUGUACAAGAUUGCCUACAAGACUGUCACAGAACUGGAGUGGAGGUGCUGCCCGAGGUACCAGGGCCACGACUGCAUGGAGUUGAAAGACACCAAACUAGUCCAAACAGAGCGUUUGCCUCAUGCUCCAGCUGCCUCUGGACAUUUUCCAGCCCCACAAGAACCGCGAACAGAUGGCCAGAUGAAUCAUCCACAGGGAGGGGAGAGGCACUUUGGAGGUCAGAUAAGUCACAGGCCCCUAGAUGGUCAAAGAGAAUCUCAAAGCUCACAACACCUGGAGGAGGAGGUGCAGCGACUAUCGCAGAUGGUUCUGGACAUGCAGGCAAAAAUGACAGACAUGUCCUCCAACCUGAGACUGGAAUUCCAGGAGGAUGCCAGUAAAAUGGUACUUACACUGCUGAAUAACCUCAAACAGCCCGCCAGUGCACAGGGAGCAGGGACUGAAACCAUUCAGGUGCAAGGCUUCUCUUUUGACCAUAACACAACGCCAAUGGAUGAUGUCAUGAACAAGAUUAACCGGGUCACACAUGAUCUCGAGUCCAAGAGCAAUACUUUGGAUGAGCUGCUGGGUCGUGUCAACUAUCACGAUGGACAAAUUCGUCUAUUAAUGGAUGCCCAGACUCCUCUGUCCACAGCCUCUUCUGCCCCUCCUAGAGAUGAUGCAGACCUGCGGGCCUACCUGGACGAAAAGAUUCAAGCUCUGAGAGAGGAGUUGAUGGAGGGCAUGGAUAUCAAACUGGCAGACUUGAAGAACUCUUGUGAUUAUAAAAUUCUGUCAGUUCAGGAACAUUGUGAAGUACAGGAAGCCAACUACCUCAGUCUGGCUGAGCUCAUGGAUUCAAAGGAAACUGACCUCCGCAAUGAGAUCCAAGACCUUAGAACCCAGCUAUCUGUUCCAGGAAAGGAAAACCGCCAGGUAUCUGAUUCUGUUCUGGCUCAGCUGGAACACUUUGAAAUCCGUUUGAACUCAACAGAGAAGUCUUCAAUUGCAUUGAGCCACUUUGUAGAGGAAAAAUUGAGAAAAGAAAGGGAAGAAGUUGUCAGAGACCUGACGGAAACUAUGAAGAACAAACUGACCUCUAUGGAGGACAGACUCACAACCAUGUUGAUUGAUACAAGCUCCAACUCCCCAUCUAGUGGUCAGCCAGCAAGUCCUGAUGCUCAGCAGGGAGACAUUAACUCUCUAAAGGUCUCUGUUCGAACCCUGGAGGAUAGACUUGAUAUUUUGGACCAGAAAUGCUCAAAAGAGUGCACAGAUAAUUUAACUGUUGUUGAAAAUCUUAGGCAAGACUUCCAGAGUUUCAAAAAUGCUCUAGAUUCUAUGGAGACUAAUCUCAAAGUCCAGAAAAAUGCUAAUGGAGCAUUGGAGGGACAACUCCUCGACUACAGCAGUAUCAUUGAGAAUGUACAAGGCGAGUUAAGCAACCUUAAAAGUCGUGUGGGCCGUCUAGAGGACCAGCAGUCUCAGACACUCAAAAGCCAUAACUCUAGCUGGGGUCAGGUUAAAAUGGAGACUGAACAGGAGGCCAGGGACCUUUUGGAGCUUCACAGAGCCCAGCAUCAAGAACUGAGAGAACGACUAGAUGAGCUGGGCAGGAAGGUGAAAGCUGAGGCCGACCACUGUAGGGAAAACACACAAGAUGUAGGGAGGGAGAUUGCCCACAUGGACAGUCGUAUUGUUAAUAUGGAGACUUUAUGCAGCAAGCUGGAGCCUAUCUCCACUAGUCUGCAGAGCAUCAAAGAAGGGCUGAACAAGCAUGUCACUGGUUUGUGGAAUUGUGUGAAUCAGCUGAACGGCACAGUUAGAGCUCAUGCACAAGACAUUGGAGGACUGAGGGAGACAUGUGAGACUCUUGAAAACCACAUCGCAAAUAUAGAGAGAGAUCUCCAGCCUGGUAAUGAAGGUGUUCUGGUUAGAGUGGAUGACGCAAGACCCCCCCAGGGCUCAAGUAAGGGCCCCAAGGUAUUGGUGCGUCCAAUGAACACCUCACUCUCUGAGCUGCCUGUGAUGGAAACUGGAGAGGCGGGACCCCCCGGCGAGAUGACUUCAUCCAAAUUGCCCAAAGGAACCGAUGGGGUCAUGAUAUCUGUUCAGGGGUUUGCUGGAGCCCCAGCAUCACCACAAAAACCCACUGACACCCUCAAUACCAGAAUUCCUACAAGUUCAGCAGAUGUGAACAUGGCCCUCAGACCUCCUCCUCUGAAACAGGUCAUGGCUUCAGGUGAGAAAGUAUCGUUCUCAGCUGGUCUAACUCUUCCGCCGUUUCAAGGAGCUGUCGGUAUCAUUCAAUUCAAUGAGGUGCUGGUCAAUGAUGGUGGACAUUACGACCCUCAGACAGGUAUCUUCACAGCUCCCGUGGAUGGCCGCUACCUGGUGACCGCUGUGCUGACACCCGAGCAAGGAGAGAAGGUCGACGCUGUCCUAGGUGUGUCCAGUCGCAGCAUCCAGAGGCUGAACUCUGCUGGUUUCUUGCCUGCAGUCUCAGCCCCGCAUUCCCAUGAACUCUGUACCUGCAGCAGCUCGACCUCAGCAAGCCUGGUUCUCUCACUGAGGCGAGGAGACACAGUACGACUCGUCUUACAAGCUGGAAAGCUCGCCAGCUCAGCCUCUGAGAUCCUGUCAUCCUUCAGUGCUGCACUUCUCUACCCCAGCUCAUCAAAACGGUAGCUCCUCCCCCUCUCAGAGAUAACUGACAUCUUAUAGUAGCCAUAAGUGAAGUAUGGUGCACAUUACAGAUGAUGCACCAAAGCUCAUUGAUGUUGUAUCUAUAAUUUGAUCUCCAAAUAAUAAUUGAGAUUAUGUCACUUCAUGAAUAUUAAUAUAUGGUUUCCACUGCAGCAUUUAUAUUGUAAAAUUCUGUUUAACAUUGUUCUGAAAUAUUUGCUUGAGCAUGCAAUUGUCUGCAGUAAUGUGAGUUUCCUCACAUCCACUGAGUAAUCACUGAUACGGUUUAAUUACUUUUUUGUACUCAUAACCUCCCCCAGGACUUCCAGGUAACACACAAUGUAUAAAAUAAGCUUUGUCCUUUAAAUACAGUCUUUGUUUUAU
Archocentrus centrarchus (flier cichlid) is the source of this 3433-nucleotide messenger RNA. RefSeq names its product elastin microfibril interfacer 2b (gene emilin2b). Bases 122 to 3052 code for a protein of 976 amino acids. NCBI's taxonomy places the organism in Eukaryota, Metazoa, Chordata, Actinopteri, Cichliformes, Cichlidae. The transcript is spliced from 9 exons. Gene Ontology annotation, molecular function: protein binding. The record is from RefSeq and is a predicted model, not a curated record.